UUUACACACUGAACACUCUCUUUCAUUCAAAUAACAAGUUAAAUGUCAACAUGACCCAAAUCAAGAACAUAUUGAAGAUUGCGACAACUUUGUUCAUUCUGUGCUCUACAGUUCUGAAACUAAGUUUUGCAUUUCCUUUAAGCUCAUCAAAUAAUCGACCGAUUAUUGGUGUUCUCACAGAACCAACUGAGGGGUCACAACAAUUAGGACAAGAAUAUAUUCACACAACCUAUGUACAUUAUCUGGAGAUGGCAGGAGCUCGUGUAGUGCCUGUAAGAGGCAAACAGCCAAAAGAAUAUUAUAAAGCACUCUUCAAUAAUAUAAAUGGAGUUUUCUUUCCUGGAGGAGCUGCAGAUUUAAUGAGUGGACCUUAUGCUCAGUCCGGAAGAUAUCUUUAUGAUUUGGCUAUCCAGGCUAAUGAUAGAGGUGACUACUUUCCUAUUUGGGGGACUUGCUUAGGACUUGAACUUCUAACAGUGCUUACAGCAAAGAAAAACUAUCUGAAAAACACAGAUACAGAUAAUAUGACUCUACCACUCAGGCUUGAGAAAGGUUUUGACCAAAGCAGACUUUUCAAAAAUAUGCCAGUGGAAUUAAUUAAAAUUAUAAGUACUGAACCUGUCACACAGAACAACCAUAUCUGGAGUUUAUUAACUGAAGAUUAUAAGAACAUUCCAGUAUUAAAUACCUUCUAUCAAGUGUUAUCUACAAAUGUGGGCAGAGAUAACAAAGAAUUUGUGUCCACAUUUGAAGGAUUUAAAUACCCAUUUUAUGGAGUCCAGUGGCACCCAGAGAAAAAUGUAUUUUUUUGGCCAAACAACCAAGUGAUAAACCAUGACUCUAAUGCCAUCAAAGUGUCUCAGUACUUUGCUAAUUUCUUUGUGGAUGAAGCCAGGAAGAGCUCCCACCAUUUUAACUCAAGUGAUACUGAAGCUCGUGCAGUUAUUGAAAAUGCUCUGCGUGUUUUUGUUCCUAAUUUUAAUGUCUAUGAAGAUUAUUUGUUUAAUUAUACAAAUAAUUAUUUUACAAAUAAAUUUAGUGUUAUAUCGCAUGGUUAAUCGCAUAUAAUAUUUAUUAUACCAUAUCAAGGGGUCUACUUAAAACAAUUUUUGUAACAAAUUUUUCAAAAAGUAUAAUACUUUUUUAAUAGUACCCGGUAUUUAAAAUGGAAAUUUUUUUUUAGUUCUUUCAAUACAUACAAUGUAACUAUGUUAAAAAUAGUAUAUUGUCUUAUGAUAAAGUAAUUUUUUAAAGGAAGUUGUUAUGUAUAGUAAUACUAUUCAAAGAUUUGAUAAAAUACCUGCAAAAUAAAUAUUACAGAUAACAUCAUCUUGUAAAUAUUACUGAGCCAUACAUUUUGACAUGUUUAAACAUUUUGAGACAAGAGAGGGACCUCUGUGGCAAAGUUUGUUGUGAAACUCUAUUUUAUUUAACAUACUAAGGAAAGCAUCUGUUUACUUUUGCUAGACCUUGGGGUAUCAUCCUAAAUAAUAUUUGGGUACCAGUUUAAAUAAUCACUGGUCAUUAAGUGUGCCUUAGGCAGCAUUCAGUUCCACUUUACCAGUAUUUACUUUUAUCUUUAUCUAAGCCAAUUUUAUAUAUAUGUUGUUUUUUUUUCUUAGAAAAAUUAAUAGUUUUACUAUUUAAUUGCUUUAUUUUGUUUAUUUACUUCAGAACAGUAAAUCAGUUUAUACUCCACCUAGUGAUAUUAUGUCAUUGAACAUUUAAUUAAAAGAAUGUUUUCUAUAA
Molecule: messenger RNA, 1749 nt
Organism: Biomphalaria glabrata
Lineage: Eukaryota; Metazoa; Mollusca; Gastropoda; Planorbidae
Product: gamma-glutamyl hydrolase-like
Exons: 10
Coding region: 51-1058 (335 amino acids)
Biological process (GO): tetrahydrofolylpolyglutamate metabolic process
Cellular component (GO): vacuole
Molecular function (GO): gamma-glutamyl-peptidase activity
Source: RefSeq, a predicted model, not a curated record